AAAGAAACCGAGCGUGGAGUUGUGAUGGCGCCAGUGCUAACAGAGAUGGACGGAGGUUCCGAAGGAGUGGCUCAAGUCGCCAAAGAAACUGAGACUGGAGGUGUUACGGCGCCAGUGCUAACAGAGAUGGACGGAGGUUCGGAAGGAGUGGCUCAAAUGCAGACCCAACCAAUAAAGGGAGUAUUUCUGUUUGUGUCCUUCCUACUGAUGACCGUCACUCGCUUCUUUAUGCGGUCAAUCAUGAAAAUGAUUGAGCACCUGCGGGCCAAGGCUGCCACUCAGCAGGUCACCGCUAAGGAAGAUAUGGCUCAUGGCGUGGAUAAGAGAGACCUGGCUGGCAAGGAAGGCCAAGAUAUCAAAAAAGGCUAAGGUAUCCUGGCAGUUCCUCAUAGACACUUCAAAUGUUCGUUCUGUGAUUACGAGACCAAUAUCAAACACAAUUUUCUUAGACACCAUCAAAACUUGCACAAAAAUAAGACGGUGCCCUUUGUGUGCGGAUUAAAUAUGUAUUGCCACCUCUCGUUCAAAACAAAAAAGGAACGUUACGACCACAUUGAAUCAACGGAUCAUGCUAAUUUGUCAAAUGAUUUCAAGCCUUUCAGUAAAACCAAAUGCACUGAUUGUAAUUCCAGACCUUUCCACAUUAAUUACCGUCAGCAUGUUGUUCAAAACCAUUCCAUGUGAUUGAUUUACUCUGCUUAUUAUGUUGUUAAACUUAAUUACCAUCCGUAAACUGAAGUUAAGGAUUUUAAUUGUUCUCUCAUCUGAAGUCUUGUUAAGCUUAAUAUUUAAUUUCUGUGAUUGAGAUCAAGUCUGAAAUAAAUGAAUGAAAAUUAUGCUUAAUUUAUCAAAGGAAUAAUGCAUGCCCAAUCUAUUUUAAAUCUG
Messenger RNA from Neocloeon triangulifer, 885 nucleotides. RefSeq lists its product as uncharacterized. The record is from RefSeq and is a predicted model, not a curated record. NCBI's taxonomy places the organism in Eukaryota, Metazoa, Arthropoda, Insecta, Ephemeroptera, Baetidae. The transcript has 5 exons. The coding region runs from base 25 to 369 and encodes 114 amino acids.